Ornithodoros turicata is the source of this 1251-nucleotide messenger RNA. Its product is annotated as trans-1,2-dihydrobenzene-1,2-diol dehydrogenase-like. The record is from RefSeq and is a predicted model, not a curated record. NCBI's taxonomy places the organism in Eukaryota, Metazoa, Arthropoda, Arachnida, Ixodida, Argasidae. Gene Ontology annotation, molecular function: nucleotide binding. The transcript is spliced from 7 exons. The coding region runs from base 18 to 1034 and encodes 338 amino acids.
CAGCUUCGCGCCUCAUAAUGGCUCCUACAAAAUGGGGAAUCGUAAGUGCGGGCAAAAUCUCGCACGAUUUCGUCGCGUGCCUUAGAAGUUUGUCGUCUGAAGAACAUCAGAUCGUUGCAGUAGCAGGCAGGAACUUUGAUACCGCCAAGGCCUUCGCUCAGCUUCAUGGGAUCCCUAAAGUUUAUGGCAGUUACGAAGAACUAGCUCAGGAUGGAGAUGUUGAGAUCGCCUACGUUGGAUGUCUUAACCCGGACCACUACAAAACGAGCAAGUUAUUAUUUGACCAUGGGAAACAUGUACUUUGUGAGAAACCUCUCACAACACACCUUAAACACACACAAGAUUUAUUACGAACCUCGCAAGAGAAGAAGCUAUUCCUCAUGGAGGCCAUAUGGAGCCUGUGUAAUCCAGCCUACUUGAAUCUAAAAGCACAGUUAGAUAAAGGGCUCUUGGGACAAGUCUCUUACAUCAAUGUCACAUUCGGCCACGCUUCGAUGUCUCAAGAUAGAGUGAUCAAGAAAGAUCUGGGAGGUUCUGCCAUGCUGGAUAUUGGAAUCUAUUGCUUGGCACUCAUUGAUUUUCUAUAUGGAGGGGACUUACCCGAAAAAGUACAAGCAGUUGGGACUCUGACUGAUGAAGGUGUAGACAUUGGAACGGCAGUAUCGAUGAAGUUCAGCAACGGUCGUCUGGCCACAUUCACUGCUUCCCUCGUCAUGGACCUCCCGAAUGCUGCAGAAAUUGUCGGGACAACGGGCACUGUGCGGAUUGAAGAACCGUUUUGGAGCCCAACAAGAAUCGAAACUCCGUGUGGACCUCGCGAUUACGUAGUGCCCAAAACUGUAGUCCCAUGCAACUACAAAAACAGUGGUAGUCUGUGUUACGAAGCUAACGAAGUGAGACGUUGCCUACUUGGAGGAUCAAUUGAAAGUGCACACGUGACUCACAAGACCACUGAAAGGAUAGCCUUCCUCACUUGCGAGAUAUUCAAGCAGCUGGGAGUAUCUUAUGUCCAUGAGCCAGUCUGGCUUCAAUAAUUCGUGUUGCCUUCUCUCAGCUAGAUUCCUCUACGGGUGUCCAUAAAUUUAAGCUGUAUGUGACAAAAUGUGAAGCAUGGUUUAGUAUGUUUUGGUAGGCUAAAUGUAAGACUUAUCAUCUUACAUUUAGUCUGUUUUACGAUUGAUUGUUUCAACUAUGUACGUUGCAGGGACCCAGUAAAUAUACUCCUUAGUAGUAAAGCCCUCGAACAACGAA